Folsomia candida is the source of this 1410-nucleotide messenger RNA. Its product is annotated as 3-ketoacyl-CoA thiolase, mitochondrial-like. The record is from RefSeq and is a predicted model, not a curated record. The transcript is spliced from 9 exons. Gene Ontology annotation, biological process: fatty acid beta-oxidation. The coding region runs from base 1 to 1080 and encodes 359 amino acids. NCBI's taxonomy places the organism in Eukaryota, Metazoa, Arthropoda, Collembola, Entomobryomorpha, Isotomidae. Gene Ontology annotation, molecular function: acetyl-CoA C-acetyltransferase activity.
AUGGCUUCCAUUACUAAAGGUAUAUUUAUCGUGGCGGCGAAGCGAACCCCAUUUGGUGCCUUUGGUGGUAAGUUGUACGGAAAAACGACGGUGGAUUUGGCCGAGGUGGCAGCAAAGGCGGCGUUAACUGCGGGAAAGGUGGAUCCGAAGAUGGUUGAUUCUGUCGUCGUGGGGAAUGUAUUUAGUUCCACGUCACAAGAUGGUCCGUUCAUCUCACGCCACCUGCUCCUCCGGUGUUGCGUCCCGUUGGAUCGACCUGCGCUGAAUGUCAAUCGGAUGUGCGGUUCUGGAUUCCAGGCGAUCGUAAAUGGAGCGCAUGAUAUGGUGGGGGAUUCUAAAGUGGUGCUGACGGCGGGAAGUGAGUGCAUGAGUGGGGCGCCGUUCUACAUGAGAAAUAUCCGCUUUGGGACGAGGCUAGGGGUGGAUUACAAGGUUGAAGAUCCCUUGUUGAGUGCGGGCUUUGAUUUGUAUUGCAACACGAAUAUGGGAGGAACUGCAGAGAACUUGGCAGAAAAAUACGGAAUCAGUCGGCAGGAUGCGGAUGAAUAUUCCUUCCGCUCCCAGCAGCGAUGGAAGUCGGCAAACGAUCAAGGAUUUUUUGAAAAGGAAAUGGCGCCAGUAAUGAUAAAGGUGAAAGGUGGCGAGGAGACGGCGAUGGUAAUGGAUGAACACCCGCGGCCAAGCACUACCCUGGAGGCGAUGUCUAAGUUGCCCGCUGUUUUCAAAAAGAACGGCACAGUGACGGCUGGGACGGCAUCGGGAGUAAAUGAUGGGGCGGGUGCGGUCAUAAUUGCGAGUGAGGCUGCCCUGACGGAAUACAAGUUGACACCAUUAGCUCGCCUAGUGGGGUAUGGGAUAGCGGGUGUGGAGCCGCACAUCAUGGGGAUUGGGCCGGUCCCAGCGAUACAGAAAUUGUUGAAGAUUUGUGGGAAAUCGUUGGCGGAUAUGGACCUUGUGGAGAUUAACGAAGCCUUUGCGCCACAAACGCUGGCCUGUCAGAAGGAGCUGGGCAUCGAUCCGGCAAAAUUGAACGUUAAUGGUGGCGCUGUUGCGGUUGGGCACCCCGUGGGAGCGUCGUGAUCAAGAAUCACGGCUCAUCUUGUGUACGAGUUGAAGCGACGUGGGGCGAAAUAUGGAAUUGGGUCGGCUUGUAUUGGUGGUGGACAGGGAAUUGCACUCUUGUUGGAAAGCUUGUAAUGCUCAGGGUAUUUAUAAGAUACGUUUUAUUGGAAUUAAUUAUACCUUAAAUAAAUAAUGUUUUGAACCAAGAUAUAUGUGUUAACUAAUAAUACUUCCGGUACAUAUUAUAACGCAAACCCUUCUACUUUUACUUAUGCGUAAUGACCUGGAUCGCAUAUCCAGUAGAUAUGCCCCUUCUCUUUAACGUUUAGUGCAGGUGCAAAUAAAGAA